This is a messenger RNA of Aspergillus novofumigatus IBT 16806, 633 nucleotides long. Its product is annotated as putative GPI anchored protein. NCBI's taxonomy places the organism in Eukaryota, Fungi, Ascomycota, Eurotiomycetes, Eurotiales, Aspergillaceae. The record is from RefSeq and is a predicted model, not a curated record. Bases 1 to 633 code for a protein of 210 amino acids. The transcript is spliced from 3 exons.
AUGCUUGCAUCUCAACUUCUCCUCAGCCUGGCCGCGGCCGGCCUGGUCUCAGCCCAGAACACCGUCACCUCCAUGUUGAUCUAUGGCGCAGACCCGCAGCCUCUUGUCGCUUCCAUCGUCGGUAGUGACGCCACCGCAACAACAUACAGCAUCAACUGUCCCCCAGGCACAGAUAGCUCCGACUGCGGGAUGGGCCCCGGCCUGACGCUUGUCGCUGGUCCCACGACCACCGUGUUGAAGAUGGAUGAGCCGGGGGAGGAUUUCCAUUGGACCGUCAGCUGCUCUGUUGGCGGAACGACCACCGCCGUGUGUACCGAGACGGCCAGCGGCGCGGCGGCGAAUUUUCCUGGUGUCAGUUCCUUGACUUUCUCCAGUGAUUUGCCUCUGAUGGCGGUGACUAUUACUGCUGGUUCGGGUGCGGGUGCGGGAGCGACGCCUGUCACUGCUAGUGCUACCCCCACUACGUCUGCCUCUGCGACUGCCUCCGGGAAGUCUACUGCGUCGGAGGAUGCAGGCAAGCCUUCGUCUACCGGCUCGUCGGCUGUGAGUACCGGGGGAAUGCCGCGGGUGACUGGUGGUGCUGGUGGGCUUUUCGGGGCUGCUGCAGUGGCUUUGGGUGUGUUUGCUCUGUAG